CUGUCUCCUUCCCCAAAUCCCUCGCCGGAGUGCAGCCUCCUCCGCCGCAUCCCUUCCUUCCUCCUCCCUUCCAGCCUUGCCGUGCCAUACCGCGAGUGUAGGAUAGGAUCACUUCGAGUCGAGGCCAGUGAGCAGGUGAAGGGACGACCGCCGGCGGCCACCGUGGGAGGAGGAGGAGGAGCGCGGGGCUCCCGCAUCGGCGCGUCGCCGUCGCUCCCCACGCCGGACACGGGUUCCUCGACGGCGGACGGAAGCGGGACUCGCGGUUGAGUGGGAGCAGACGCCGGCCGGCCGCUACGGGCAAUUUUAGGAUGGGUACUGAAGACUCUAAAGAUAUGCUGAAGAAUGCAGACUGGAAGACAGUGAGUGGUGCAGUUACUGAGUCAAGUCAGCCGGUUGUUAGGAAGCGCCUUCCGAAGAAAAUAAGACAAGUACCUGAGUGUUACUUUCUGCCUCGACGAUCUUUGCCUUCUGCACUGGCAAUCUACGGUGCUGUUUGCGCCGCUGGAGUUGGUGCAGGGAUGUUGCUUGAGGUUUGGAUCAACAAAAAGAUCAAAGAGGAUGGCGGUGUUGUCUGGGAAAUGGGCAAAUGAUGUUCAGACCCUUCUGUUGCUGUUAAGUUGUAUCACAGAGAUAAGCAUGUUUUUGUUGUUUUGGAAUAUGUUUUAACUUGCUGACGAAAGCAAGCAAUGUUUCCCAGUUUAAUUGAAAACACAACCUUGUCCCUGUGUUCCUGGUUUGGUUGUACAAGCUGUGUGAUGCUUCAACUUUAUAUUAGGCAAGCAAGGUGAAAACACCAGGCAGCAACACAUCUCUACUUGUCAUCUUAUAAGAAUUAUCUGAAUAUGUGUAACCGUGGUAA
Molecule: messenger RNA, 862 nt
Organism: Aegilops tauschii subsp. strangulata
Lineage: Eukaryota; Viridiplantae; Streptophyta; Magnoliopsida; Poales; Poaceae
Source: RefSeq, a predicted model, not a curated record